AUGAUGACAAACCAUGUAGGUUGUUUUACUUCCUCGAGUGAGGCAAAACAAAAGAGUAAAGAAAUCGAUAAGAAUAUCAAAAAGGAAAGCACAAGCAAUGUUUUAAAACUUUUAUUGUUGGGUGCAAGUGAUUCAGGUAAAUCUACAUUAUUCAAACAAAUGAAAAUUAUUCAAGAAGAUAAUGGUGGAUUUACAAAGGAUGAAUUGGUUGCCUGUCGUGGCUUUGUCUAUGAGAACAUUAUCAGUCAGAUGAAUGUAUUGUUGGAAGAGAUGUAUUGUGAUAGAAACAAAUUGUCUACUACCACUGUCAGUGUAGAAUCUGGAACAAGUGGCAUAAACAAUCAACCAAAUACAAACGACAACCUCAACAACACUAAUAAUUUUGACUAUAAUGGUGAAUCAUCAAGCCAUGAUUCAACUGUCAACAUGAAGUUAUAUAUUAAUGAACAACCACAACAACAACAACAACAUCAACAACCAGAAAACACCACCGAUAAAAAGGAAAUUUUAUAUUUCCAAGACCCUUCCAACUUUGAAAGAGCUGCCAGAGUCAUGCAGGCAUACCAAUUGCUUUUGGUCAACGAAUUCACUUCCACUUGGACUCCCAUUAUCCAAGAUAUAAAAGAAUUAUGGAAAUCAAAGGAAAUCCAAUAUCAAUUCAAUACUCGUGAAGAUGGAACAAAAUAUUUUCAUUUACAUGAUUCAACUCCAUAUUUUUUAAAUAAUAUAGAUUAUUAUUUAAAUGAAGAUUUUUUACCAACUGAACAAGAUGUAUUGAGAAUUAGAACCAAAACAACAGGAGUCACCGAGGCAGAUUAUCUAUUUAGAGGAUUGAGAUUCAAGAUGGUAGAUGUAGGAGGACAAAAGAGUUAUCGUCGAAAAUGGAUCCACUGCUUUGAUAAUGUCUCUGCCGUCUUGUUUGUAGCAUCACUCAAUUCCUACGACCAGGUUCUCGAAGAAGAUGGUACUACCAAUCGUCUCCAAGAUUCUUUGUCUUUGUUUGGUGAGACUUCCAAUUCAACAUGGUUCACCAAUAGCACCAUCGUUCUCUUCCUCAACAAAUCUGAUUUGUUCCGCGAGAAGAUCAAGAGAAUCCCCCUCUCAAAGUACUUCCCCGGGUAUACCGGCCCCAACAAGGCAAAGGAUGCCGCCACCUAUAUUUUCAACCUUUUUAAUUCGCAAUUCAAACAACGUCGACAACUUUACUUCCAUAUCACCUGUGCUAUCAAUACCAAAGAUAUCAAAUUUGUUUUUCAAUCAGUUGUUGAUGAUUUAUUAAAGAAAUCUUUACAAAUAUAUUAA
This is a messenger RNA of Cavenderia fasciculata, 1302 nucleotides long. It is a transcript of the gene gpaJ, whose product is annotated as G-protein subunit alpha 10. Lineage: Eukaryota; Evosea; Eumycetozoa; Acytosteliales; Cavenderiaceae. The record is from RefSeq and is a predicted model, not a curated record. Bases 1 to 1302 code for a protein of 433 amino acids. Gene Ontology annotation, molecular function: guanyl nucleotide binding; G-protein beta/gamma-subunit complex binding; G protein-coupled receptor binding. Gene Ontology annotation, cellular component: heterotrimeric G-protein complex. The transcript is spliced from 4 exons. Gene Ontology annotation, biological process: adenylate cyclase-modulating G protein-coupled receptor signaling pathway.